AAGGAAGGAGGUCGCGUAUCAAUGGCUGACGUAAAGAAGGCUGCAAAGAAUGCUCUUGCAUACACGAAGCGCAAGGGGGUCAUCACCGACGCGGUCGAUGCUGGAAAGAAGUUCCUACUAUCAAAAGCUACCAAGCCGGAACAUGAGGAUCUAAUCAGAUCUGUGCGAAAGGAGGUUCGUCGCCGCUAUGGUGUAGGCGUAGCAAAGAAACGUCCAGCGAAGGGUUCGCCAGAGAUGAAGGCUAAGAUGGCUGCGCUCAGGGCACGUCGUAAGACUGGUGGUUCGUUUACGUUGUAG
Messenger RNA from Phytophthora sojae, 297 nucleotides. RefSeq lists its product as hypothetical. The transcript has a single exon. The record is from RefSeq and is a predicted model, not a curated record. The annotation marks the transcript as partial. Lineage: Eukaryota; Oomycota; Peronosporomycetes; Peronosporales; Peronosporaceae.